CAUGUUGGUGCUGGAGGAUGUUGAGCAACUCUCCUUUGCCCAGCUGGAAAUGAAGCUUAAACAGGAUCUGGCUCACCUGGGACCGCAUGUUUUCAGCGUGGACCUGUGCAGGGUUUUAAGGACCACGCUGAAGGGAGUGACUCAGGAGUCCAGCCGUAAUUUACUCCUGUCUCAGUGGCUCGGGCCUGGUGCACAUGCUUCUGUGCAUGUCAAUCUGACCGAUCUGGCUGAAACCUGGAAAAAGCCAGGCAAGAACUACGGGAUGCAUGUUGAGUUGCAGCACACAUGCUUGAGCACCAUGAUUCAAGAGCAUGCAUAUGAGGAAAGCACACAUUCACAUCUCCAAAUUGCUCGGAUGCCAGAGUUGUGCACAUCUCUGGUGGUGGUGUCAUUGAAUCCGUUUCAAUGAAGGUCCAGAAGAAAGUGAAGCGCGAUGUAUUACUUGCCUGUGACGCCCAGUAACGUGUGCAAACCCAGAAGGCUCUACAUUGACUUCAAAGACGUGGGCUGGCAGGACUGCAUCAUUACACCUCAGGGAUAUUACUGCCACAGAGAGUGUACUUUCCCUCUGAGUGAAAGUUUGAAUGGGACAAACUACGCCAUCAUGCAGACACUGGUCCAUUCGUUUGAUCCUAAAGGGACGUCUCAGCCCUGCUGCGUUCCCAUUAAACCGUCCCCCAUCUCCAUGCUGUAUUAUGACAAUAAUGAUAAUGUGGUUCUGA
Molecule: messenger RNA, 722 nt
Organism: Carassius carassius (crucian carp)
Lineage: Eukaryota; Metazoa; Chordata; Actinopteri; Cypriniformes; Cyprinidae
Product: protein DVR-1-like
Exons: 1
Coding region: 2-409 (135 amino acids)
Source: RefSeq, a predicted model, not a curated record